This is a messenger RNA of Heterotrigona itama, 7260 nucleotides long. Lineage: Eukaryota; Metazoa; Arthropoda; Insecta; Hymenoptera; Apidae. The record is from the annotation of a GenBank genome assembly.
AUGUCUUGUAACGUACAAAUAGAUCCGAUGAAAGUGAACUACGCGGCGGUGGAACCAGGAGAAGAGGUGGUAAUUUCUGGUCUCUCUGGAAGGUUUCCAGAAAGUAGGAAUGUAAUGGAACUGAAGGACAAUUUAAUGAACAAAGUGGAUCUUAUCACGGAGAACUACUCAAGAUGGAGACUAGAUCACGCGGAAAUCCCAAAGGGUGGUGGUAAGGUGUCCGAUUUAUCCAAAUUCGAUGCAAUCUUCUUCGGCGUUCAUUACAAACAAGCUCAUACAAUGGACCCUAUGUGUCGGAUGUUGCUGGAACACGCAUACGAAGCCAUCGUCGACGCAGGAUUGAAUCCUAGACAACUCAGAGGAACCAAUACAGGAGUUGUUAUAGGAUCUUGCGUCAGUGAGGCGGAGAAGACUUGGUUCUACGAAAAGCUACAAGCAAAUGGUUUCGGCAUUACUGGAUGCAGCAGAGCCAUGUUAGCCAAUAGGAUCUCCUAUUUCCUUAGUUUACACGGUCCAUCUUACGCGAUUGAUACAGCUUGCAGUUCCAGUUUAAUCGCGCUGGAUCAAGCUUACAGAAUGAUUCGAACUGGAAUCUGCGACAAGGUGAUCGUCGGAGGGAGCAAUCUUUGUCUUCAUCCCUACGUAUCUCUUCAGUUCGCUCGUCUCGGCUUACUAGCUCCUGACUGUCACUGCAAAUCCUUCGAUAUAAAAGCAAACGGCUACGUUCGCAGUGAGGCGACCAGCGUGAUCCUCUUGCAGAAGGCGAAAGACGCAAAGAGAAUUUACGCACAGGUUGUCUACACGAAAAGCAACUGCGACGGAUACAAGGAACAGGGGAUCACAUUCCCUGCUAGUGAAAUCCAGAAAAUGCUUCUGACGGAAUUCUACAAUGAAUGCAAAGUAUCUCCUAAUGAAUUGGCCUUCUUGGAGGCUCAUGGUACCGGAACUAGCGUCGGUGAUCCUGAAGAAUUAAACGCUAUUGACAAAGCCCUCUGUCAGAAAAGGACCGUUCCUCUCAAGAUCGGCUCGAUCAAGUCGAAUAUGGGUCAUACUGAACCUACCAGUGGUCUUUGCUCGGUAGCUAAGAUCAUCAUUGCAAUGGAAAGUGGUCUGAUUCCUCCAAACAUAAAUUUCGAAAGUCCCAUGAAAGGCAUGAAGUGCUUCGAAGAAGGAAAAGUCGAAGUGGUCACGGAACCAACCCCAUGGAAGGGUGGUUACGUAGGAAUAAAUUCAUUUGGUUUUGGUGGCGCCAAUGCUCACGUUUUAUUAAAAUCCUAUACGAAGGAGAAAGUAAACAAUGGAGCACCUUCUGACGAUUUGCCAAGAUUGGUGAUAGCGUCUGGACGUACGCUAGAAGCAGUAGAAACUCUUCUCAAUCAUAUUGAAAGUAUACCAGUGGACGUGGAGUACAUCCGACUUUUCUAUGAUAUUCACUCCGAAAAUAUAACUGGCCAUUUAUUUAGAGGAUACACAGUGAUUGGAUCAGGAGACAUUAAACCACCAAGAGACAUUAAAGACUAUUCUGGCAUGAAGAGACCAAUUUGGUUCGUGUUUUCUGGAAUGGGAUCACAGUGGUCUGGCAUGGGUGAAUCAUUGAUGAAAUUCCCUAUCUUUGCCAAAGCCAUCCAAAAGUGCGACGCGGCUUUAAAACCACACGGUAUCGACAUUGUUGAUAUCAUCACCAACAAGGAUAAGAAAACUUUCGAUAAUAUUUUGAAUUCCUUCGUUGGAAUUGCUGCUAUUCAGAUUGGUCUUGUUGAUCUAUUAACAUCCGUGGGUAUCGAACCGGAUAACAUAAUUGGUCAUUCCGUCGGAGAACUCGGUUGUGCCUACGCGGAUGGCUGCUUCACUGCCGAGCAGAUGAUACUUGCGGCAUACUCUAGAGGUCUGGCGUCCAUCGAAACGCCAAUGAUUCAAGGAUCUAUGGCUGCAAUUGGUUUAGGAUACGAAGAGAUCAAAGACUCGUGCCCGCCGGAUAUAGAGGUUGCUUGUCAUAAUAGUUCCGAUAGUUCUACCAUAAGUGGUCCAACUGAAUCUGUGAAGCAAUUUGUUGCCAAAUUACAGGCAAAUAAAAUCUUCGCAAAGGAAGUAGCAUGCAGCAAUAUAGCGUAUCACAGUCGUUACAUCGCGGAGGCAGGACCAAGAUUAUUGUCAUACUUGAAAAAAGUGAUUCCCCAGCCAAAAGCAAGAAGUUCCAAGUGGGUUAGCACCUCUGUGCCUCGCAGUCAGUGGUACACGGAAGUUGCCAAGUACUCCUCCGCGGAAUAUCACACCAAUAACCUGUUGAAUUCUGUCCUGUUCGCGGAAACAGCGACGCUGAUACCAUCUGAUGCUAUAACCAUAGAAAUUGCGCCUCAUGGUCUCUUACAGGCGAUCCUAAAGAGAUCCUUAGAUCAGAAUGUAACAAAUAUCGCAUUGACUCAAAGAGGUCAUAAAGACAACGCUACAUGUUUCUUGCAAGCCCUUGGGAAAUUAUAUAAUGUUGGUCUGCAACCACAACUCGCGAAUAUUUAUCCGCAUCUAGAAAUGCUAAUAACGAUUCUUCUUUCGAUUGAUACUUUGAUCAAAGAAUGUCAAUGUUACAUUUUCAGAUGGGAGCAUUCCGAAGAUUGGUACGUGCCAAUGUAUACUCAAUGUCAGAAGAUUAACACAGCAGAGCGAACGAUUGAAGUAACUCUUAAACAUGAGAACUACGAGUAUAUGAUGCAUCAUGUGAUCGAUGGAAGGACUCUAGUACCGGCCACAGGUUACCUGAUUAUGGUUUGGGAGACGAUUAGUUUCUUACAAGGCAGACUUUACGAUGAAGUAUCAGUGGUUUUUGAGAAUGUGAAAUUUGAACGUGCAACAACCGUGCCCGCAUCUAGUUCCGUUUUAUUGACUGUCAUGAUUCACAGAGCAUCUGGAAAAUUCGAAAUAUCAGAGGGAUCCACGACAGUAGUAACAGGAUCAAUUCGCGAACAAACGAAUUCAGAUCAGGAGAUGAUUCCAGCUAAGUUUUUGACUGAGAUCGAAGACGAGGAAGUUCUGACCAGCAAGGAUAUUUAUAAAGAGUUAAAACUCCGUGGUUACCAAUACACGGGACUAUUCCGUGCGCUGAAGAGCGCAUCGCACAAGGGAACGAAAGGACGUAUUGCUUGGAUGAAAAAUUGGGCCGCAUUUAUGGACAACAUGUUGCAGAUGAAGAUAUUGAAUCUCGAUACUAGAGCGCUAUAUGUACCAACAGCGAUUCGGAAGCUAACAAUUGAUGUGAAGGCUCAUAAUAACGUAAUUCGAUACCUCACGGAAGAUGAUAAUGAAAUUCCAGUCUCGGUGUACAACGAUUAUGACGCUGUAGUAUCUGGCGGAAUCGAAAUCCGCGGAAUAAGAGCCAGCGCGAUUCAAUCACGAAAAUUAACGUCUGUCCCUAUCUUGGAAGAAUACAAAUUCGUAGCUCAUCGUGACAAAGCGCAAACAUCGUUAGAAGAAAUGAUCAUCUUGUCCACGCAACUUGCAUUGGAGAGUCACAUUAUAACCAGCCCCAAGAUUCUCGAAGUGAUCGAUAAGGAAAGCAAAGUACCAAUUGACGAAACUCUUACUCCGCUUUUUAUGAAGGUAUUGAGCGAUUUACCCAUGAUUCGAGCAAAUUUGGUUCUUGCCGCAGAAUCAGAACAAAGCGAAAAAUUAUCACUUUCUGAGACUGUUACAAUAAUAGAACCACAAAAAUUGCCAGAGGACGGCAGUAUUUUUAUGGCAGCUGCUCACAAUAUUUUAUCUAACAAGAGAGCUGACAUUUUGGAACAACUUCUAGUUGCAACAGUGGAUCACGGAUUUAUCCUCCUUCGAGAAAGUGUUGUCAAUAGGGAUACUUUCUCUUAUCUUCAAACUUGUGAUCUGAAUGUUGUACUAGAAAAGUCUUUUAAAGAGCAGACUCUGUUGCUUCUAAAGAAAGCAGAAAAACCACCUCAGAAGACAGAAGUAGUGUACGUGAACAACAAUGAAUUCAGUUGGUUAGAGAAUAUAAAGAAAAUCUUAAACAAUGAGAAAGAUAAAAAUAAUAGUGAAACAAUAAGAUUGAUACUAGUCGCAGAAGGAGAUAUAGAGAAUGGUGUUCUAGGUUUAGUCAAGUGUUUAAGAAGAGAGCCCAACGGUGAAAUUGUAAAAACUGUGAUAAUUCAAGACAAAAAUGCUCCCAAGUUUUCAUUGGAAGAUCCAUUUUAUUCGAAGCAGCUUGAUAUAGACAUUGGCUAUAAUGUCUUGAGACCAGGAAAUAUCUGGGGAACUUAUAGACACGUUCCUUAUCCAGAAUUAAAACCAGUUUUGAUUCCUCAUGCCUACGCUAAUUUAAAGGUAAAAGGAGAUUUAAGUUCCAUUCAAUGGCUGGAAGGUUGGAUCCAACCAAAUGAGAAAGACCAUAGCAUCGUCAAAGUGGUGUACUCUUCAUUGAACUUCAGAGACGUAAUGUUGGCUACUGGAAAAUUGAUGGCAGAAACGAUAGCGAAGAAAAGAGAAAUGAGCGACUGUCUGAUUGGUUUUGAGUUCAGUGGAAUCGAUUCUAAAGGAAGACGCGUAAUGGGAUUUGUCGAGGCUAAGGGUAUAUCAAACAUGGUCAUUCCAAAUAAAUAUUGUUUAUGGCCAGUGCCAGACGAAUGGUCUCUGGAAGAUGCAGCAACCGUUCCAUCUGCCUAUUUUACUGUCUUUUAUGCCUUCUACUAUUUUGGGAAAUUAAGAAAGGGCGAAAAGGUGUUGAUCCAUAGUGGAAGUGGUGCAGUAGGCCAAGCUGCCAUUAACGUGGCUCUCUCUGAAGGCUGUGAAGUGUUUACGACAGUAGGCACGCCUGAAAAACGUAAAUAUAUCAGAGAAACAUUCCCCAGUAUAGACGAUGAUCACAUUGGGAAUUCUCGAGAUACCAGCUUCGAGCAAAUGGUAAUGAAACAGACACGUGGAAAAGGUGUAGAUAUAGUUUUAAAUUCUCUAGCUGAAGACAAGCUCCAAGCAUCGAUUCGUUGCCUGGGUUAUCGCGGACGUUUCUUGGAAAUCGGUAAAUUCGAUAUGUCUGUUAAUAAUCAAAUUGGAAUGGAAGUGUUUUUGAAAGAAAUUAGCUUUCAUGGAAUCAUGCUCGAUGCUAUAAUUCAUAACACCUCAGCUCACAUAACUGAAGAAAUAUAUCACUUCCUUAAUGCUCAAAUGAACAGAAAAUGUAUCAAGCCUUUGGUCAGGAAAUGCUUUGAGAGGAACCAGUUGGAGGAAGCUUUUAGGUACAUGGCGGCAGGGAAGCACAUUGGAAAGAUUCUGAUUAAAAUAACAGAUGAAAAUACGCCUUUGAAUACACCAAUUCUUGCUUAUCCUCACUUCAAUGCUAUAAGUAACAAGAGCUAUGUAAUCAUUGGUGGUCUUGGAGGAUUAGGUUUAGAACUUGCAGACUGGUUAGUCCUACGUGGUGCUAGAAACUUAGUAAUGGUCUCUCGAAAUGGAAUGAAGACAGGCUAUCAAAAACUAAGGACAGAGAUCUGGAAAUCCUAUGGAACGAAAAUCCUCAUAAUAUCUGGCGUAGACGCGUCUAAAACCGAUGAUUGUGAGUUUAUCCUAAAAUCGGCAGAGAAACAGGCAGCUGUCGAUGGUAUCUUUAAUCUAGCAGCUGUAUUAAAUGACUGUCUGAUGGUAAACCAAACUGUGAAAUCAUUUGAAGAAAGCAUGAAACCCAAGGCCAUGAUCACCAAGAAACUGGACGAACUUUCUAGGAAAAUUUGUCCAAAACUUCGACACUUUGUAGUAUUUUCUUCUUUAUCAUGUGGAAGAGGAACUCCUGGACAAACUAAUUAUGGCAUGGGAAAUGCAGUAUUAGAGAGAAUUUGCGAAAGAAGAGUAGAGGAAGGUUUUCCUGGCAUGGCCAUUCAAUGGGGAGCUGUGGGAGAUGUUGGUCUUGCUGCAGAAAUGCUAGAGAACAAGCAGCAGUUGGUAAUCGGUGGAACCUUACCUCAGAAGAUAUCCUCAUGCUUAGAAGAAUUGGACAAAUUUUUGUGUCAGAAUAGACCAAUAGUGGCCAGCAUGGUGGUUGCAGAAAAACGUUUUAGCGCUAAUGAAGUUAGCAAUGUUCUGGAAGCAGUAAUGAAUAUUAUGAGUAUAAAGGAUAUAAAAACUGUGAGUCAUAAUUGUUCCUUGGCUGAAUUGGGUAUGGAUUCUAUGAUGGCUGUGGAAAUAAAACAGACUUUAGAAAGAGACUUUGAGGUUUUCUUAACUCCACAAGAUAUUAGAGUUUUGAACAUUGCCAAACUUGUAGAAAUGUCCGCAAAGGAUACAAAGAAACAAACGAAAGAAGUUAAGAAAAGAACAACCAAAACAGAAAAAUUAACUGGCAUGAGAUUGCUCAUGAAGACCCUAAAUGUUUCUGUACUUAACAACCAGUAUUGUAUAGAGCUUCCAGUUAAAUGUAGUGAAAAGAAAAAUGAAGUAUUUCUUAUACCGGGUAUCGAAGGAUCUGCCGAAAUUUUUAGCGCAUUGACAUCAAAAUUAAAAUUACCUGCCACUUGUUUACAAUUAAGAAUAAAUGACAAUAAUCGAUCGGUGGAAGAGAUGGCCGAAUCUCUUUUACCACAUGUUUUAGCGAGGAGUAAAAAUCGUCGAAAUUUCACAAUAGUUGGCUACUCAUAUGGAGUAUUGAUAGCUAUAGAGUUAGCAAGGAGACUAGAAUCUCAUAUUCCAGUCGGUCAACUAAUAUUAAUAGACGGAUCUCCCGAUUAUAUGAAAGCUAUCAAGUCAGAACACUUCGCAUCGCUUACAGAAGAUGAAUAUCAAAAUAAAUUCCUAAUUGAAAUUCUGAGUCUCGGUAAUCCGUCCUUCGACAAAGAGUGCAUAUUAAAGCUGAACAAGUGUACUAAUUGGAAUGAAAAAUUAGAUGUAGUAGUCAAAUACACAGUCGACCUUCAAAAGGUUUACACGCUAAAAGAUCAAAAAAGUUAUAUAUCAUUUAUUUAUAACCGUAUCUGUGUAUUAGACAAAUACGAUCCUUCUUCCUUGCCACCUCUUAGAACGCCCAUCACAUUAUUGGCACCAACAAUUCCAGCUGUCAUAUGUCCAGACUCAACAUAUGGUUUGCAGAAGUUAACUCAUGGAAAUGUGAAAGUACAUAAGAUCGAAGGAAAUCAUAUUUCCAUUUUGGAUGAUUGGAGAAUCGCGGCAGCCAUUAAUAACGAACCUUUGGAAGACGCGGCAACUUUCAAGGAGAGCUUAAAUUUCGAAACCAACGACGUGACAUUGUUUAAACAGUCUGAAAAUUUUAUUUAG